AUGCGUCCUACCGAGGUCUUCACAUACGCAAUGCUCGGGCUCGCGGGCUCCGUCGCCGCCCAGGUCGACUCGUCCCAAGACGACAGCGGCCUCGUCGCUCGCUCCCGUACCAGGCUUUCUGCGAUGGACAGGAUGAUCAGGGGCGGUCGGAGCCCAGGAAUCGCGAACAUGAGCGGACUAAAGGGGCUGCGUUCCGUCUCUGAUGACGACGAGUAUCAGCUGCAGGCUCGCUCUGCACCUGGAUUCGGCCGUAGAAAGAACAAUAGAUUCAGGAUCAAGGUCCCAGAGAGUCGUUCCGUCUCUGACGACGACGAGCACCGGCUGGAUACUCGCUCUCCGUUCCGCGCGUUGAAGCCUCCAGUGCCGAUUUCCAAGCCUAUCAAAUACAUGAGGCGGUCCGAGGACGACGAGCACCAGCUAGAUACUCGCUCUCCAUUUAGACUCACCCCAUGGCAUCUUCGCCUUCCUAAGAUGGCCCGAUUCAACCCAUCAGUUGGCAGGCUCGGGCCACCACCACCGAGUACCAGGCUCAGGCCUCUUCGCCUUUCUAAGAAGCCCCGGUCCGAGGACGAUGAAUUGUUUGAAAGAGGAUUCGAUGCCGAGGAUGACGAAUUGUCUGAGAGAGGAUUCGAUGCCGAGGACGACGAAUUGUCUGAGAGAGGAUUCGAUGUCGAGCACGACGAAUUGUUUGAGAGAGGAUUCGAUGCCGAGGAAUUCGAGGAGGAAUAUUAA
Molecule: messenger RNA, 732 nt
Organism: Clonostachys byssicola
Lineage: Eukaryota; Fungi; Ascomycota; Sordariomycetes; Hypocreales; Bionectriaceae
Source: the annotation of a GenBank genome assembly